Opisthocomus hoazin is the source of this 2034-nucleotide messenger RNA. The record is from RefSeq and is a predicted model, not a curated record. NCBI's taxonomy places the organism in Eukaryota, Metazoa, Chordata, Aves, Opisthocomiformes, Opisthocomidae.
AUGGUGUGCGCCAAGGACUGCUUCCAAAAGGUGGAAGAGUUGUGUCAGACUGGGACGCCUUACUGCUGCGCGGACCUCCGACCCCGCUUCAGCAGACUCGAAAACCACGUGAAAGAAUAUGAGUCUUUCAGUCAGUCUCGGAGGAAGUGUCCCCGGCCGCUGCGGGAUCACGAGUCUCACUGUCCGGCAGCGGUCGUGGUCCAGAUAUUUCUUACAGUAUCUGCAACGUUGAAUACUGCUAUGUUCACUGAACAGCAAAGGGAGAAAAUUACCGUUAUAUGUCCAAAUUUGAAAAGGGAAGGAAAUCCAGGUAUUGAUGGCUCUGAGAAAUUGACGGGAGAUUUUACGGAUAUUGAAAAAGCUUAUCACUACUUUAAGGAGAUCCUUGCAGGCAAUGACACAAACCAUGAUUUUUCACAUUCUGGAAGUAAGAAGGGUUUGGAAGAUGAAAAUGGUCUGAAUACAGAAGAAAUGAAUGAGCUUACAGUUUUGUCGGCUCUGUAUGAAUAUUACAGUCAUACCUGCAGAGAACACUUCAGAGUACUGUGGGAACAUUUUGGAGUGCGUGUAAAAAGUAAAGAUCAUUACAACGGAACCACAUCAGUAUACUUCACUUCUGAUAAAAGUCCUGCAUCAAUACAAAGAGCUAAAGAUUUUUUUAUCACAACUUUUCAGAAAAGCGUAGGAGAUCUGAAACAGGAAAAGAUUCCCGUAACAAACAGUUACACGUUAAAUGAGACAAUAACGAAAUUAAAUGCUAGGUUUAGUAAUCUUCUUGCCAAAGAGGAAGGGAAUCAGUUGCUGCUCCGUGGUCCAGCGAGUGAGAUUUUAGCUGCCAAAAAACUUCUAGCAGAGGAAGGUGAGAACAGCCAAGCUGAAAAGAAAAUGAAAAUAUCAUCCGAACUGUACAAAUACAGGAAUGGAAUUGAAGUUGAUGCUUCUCUGUAUAAAUUGUUGGAAACAGUAUUAAGCAAAGAAACUGAAGACAUUAAAGACAAUUUUGACACAGUAAUAGAAAAGACAGACAGUUCAUACGGCCAGAAGGUUCUCAUAGUAUUUAGGCCUAGGAUGAAAACUUCUGAUAUGUCUUCACAUGCUACUGAAAGUUUCAUCAAUGCGUUUCAGAAUGCCUCUGCAAUGUUAAGAGAAAAAGUCAUCAGCUCGAAACUUUCGGAAGAUCAGAAGAAACGAUUAAACGUGUUGCUUAAUGGAAAACAAUUGGAAGAUCUGCAUGUAAAACUUAAGAGGAAGGAAGACAGAUUCAUCUUAAGAGGUUUACCAGACCAUCUUAAUGCUGCUGAAAAGCACAUUAUGAACCUUCUUAGCAUUGAAGACUCAACGCCAACUAAAAAUAGGACACCGCUGUCCUCUGAUCGCAGCUAUCAAGAAGCUACAGGAGCCUCUGAGAAGAAACAGGGUAGCAACCAAAAGAAUAAACUUUCAUCUGAAGGACAGCCUAAGGCAAAGACAGAAGAAAAAGACAAAGAUGUGUGUCCGAUUUGCAUGGAGACAAUUAGUGAUAAAGAAAUACUGGUAAAGUGCAAUCAUGCGUUUUGCAGAAGUUGCAUCGCCCAGGCCAUGACUUACAAGCAAAGUUGUCCGGUUUGUAACACCGUCUAUGGACUCGUGAAAGGAGACCAGCCCGAGGGAACAAUGUCAACUAGAGUGAUGUCUACAUCUCUCCCAGGUUAUGCCGGCUGUGGUACUAUUGAGAUUACAUAUAGUAUGUACAGUGGUAUUCAAACUAGCAACCAUCCAAACCCAGGGAAACCUUACUCCGCAACUACUCGAUUAGCUUAUUUACCCGACAAUAAGGAAGGGCGAGAAGUUCUGCAGCUCCUCAGACGAGCCUUUAACCAAAAACUGAUUUUCACAGUGGGGCACUCACGUACUACUGGUGUACAAAAUGUUAUCACAUGGAAUGAUAUUCACCACAAAACUUCCAUGACUGGAGGACUUACCAAAUUUGGUUACCCUGAUCCUCAUUAUCUCCAGCGGGUUCGAUCAGAGUUGAAAGCAAGAGGAAUUGAAUAG